UGAAAGAGUUGAGUGCCAGUGAAAACUCAUUGAGAGAGGUAUUCAUUUGCCGUCAGAGCUCCUGCUGGUUCUCCAGAAUGUUCUCUUUGAGGAAAGUAUCUUAUAGGUAGCAUUUAUUCACAGCAGACCGUAAAGUGGAGAUGGUCACUUUGACUGCCUUGCUGACAGUAUGGAUAUGGAUGCAAUUGCAAACGGCCACAGGACAGGGAACAUGUCCUUCUACUCCUCGGAUGCAGGGGGAUUUCACUGUAGAAUAUUCCUUCCCCUACUUCCAAACCCACAAACCAAUACAGAACAUUGCAGUGAACUUGGAAGACGAACAAUUUUACAUUGGAUGCCAGAAUGCGGUAGUAGGUAUCAGCAUCUAUAUGAAUAAAACAUGGGAGGUGAAAACUGGACCUAUAGGUAGUCCUGAUUGUGACACCUGUGAGCUGUGCAACAUAGAAGCUGAUCCUGAGGACCCAGUGGAUACAGACAACAAGGUUCUGCUUUUGGAUCCUGCUGGAAAUUUUUUGCCAUACUUGUACAUUUGUGGAAGCACCCAGUAUGGGAUCUGUUACUUUAUUGACAUUAGCUCUGAAAUGCCCAAACCUAAUUGUUUAUACAGAAACAAGAGAAACUCUCCAACCUACUGUCCUGACUGUCUGGCCAGCCCACUUGGCACCCAGGUCACCAUCGUUGAACAUGCACGCACGUCACUCUUCUUUGUUGCAGCCUCUGUCAGUGACACAGUAACACAGAGGUAUCCAAGGCGGUCACUAUCAGUGCUGAGGCCACUUUCAACUGAAGAUGGUUUUCAUAUUGUCACAAAUAACCUGACGGUGCUUCCUGGUCUCCGUGACUCUUACAGCAUCGACUACAUCUACAGUUUCUCCACCAAGGACUUUGUCUACUUUAUUUCCCUGCAGAGAGAAAAUCCCUUCAAGAACAAUUCAGCUUUUCAGACUCGUCUGGGAAGACUGCCUAUUUUAAUUACAGAGAUGUGGAUGUACAGAGAGAUCAUCUUGGAGUGUCGGUACAACCCAAAGCGCAGGAGAAGACGGAGAGAAGACGGAGAGAAGAAGAGGGAAACUGUAUAUAAUGGACUACAGGCGGCACAUUUUGGGCAGGUUGGGAAGGACUUGGCUAAUGGGCUGAGUGUAACCAAGGGAGAAGAUAUUCUGUAUGGGGUGUUCGCGGUGGUAAACGCGCAAGGUCAGCCUCAGAAGAACUCAGCCCUCUGUGCCUUUCCUUUAAGUAAAGUAAACAAUGCCAUUGAUGAUGGUGUGGAAGCAUGCUGUAAGUCAGGUACAGAGCAGCUGUCCAGAGGUCUCUGCCACUUCCAGUCAUGUGAGAACUGCCCACAUGAAGUGAGUAACUUUUUUUUUAUGCUUGAGUGUCGUCAGAGCAAUAUGAAUGUGACCAUACGCCCAGACAGGAAGUGAUCUGCCCAGACAAACAUUGUGUAAUUAAGUCACAAACAAAGGGGUUCACAGUAUUAUAUUAAGCAAUAAAGUACUAUAAAUUCUAAGCAGUACUACAGUUAGCCCAUGAGGUAAAUC
This is a messenger RNA of Archocentrus centrarchus (flier cichlid), 1541 nucleotides long. Its product is annotated as macrophage-stimulating protein receptor-like. Bases 141 to 1424 code for a protein of 427 amino acids. Gene Ontology annotation, cellular component: semaphorin receptor complex; plasma membrane. Gene Ontology annotation, biological process: semaphorin-plexin signaling pathway; regulation of cell migration. The record is from RefSeq and is a predicted model, not a curated record. Gene Ontology annotation, molecular function: protein binding; semaphorin receptor activity. NCBI's taxonomy places the organism in Eukaryota, Metazoa, Chordata, Actinopteri, Cichliformes, Cichlidae. The transcript has 2 exons.